Dimorphilus gyrociliatus is the source of this 1873-nucleotide messenger RNA. The record is from the annotation of a GenBank genome assembly. Lineage: Eukaryota; Metazoa; Annelida; Polychaeta; Dinophilidae.
GAUGAUGUUCUUUUCUGUAGAAUUAGGUUUUUCUAGUACCCCAGAAUUCUUUAUUGAAGCGGAGAAAAGCACAUUUAAAUUCGGUCUCUUACCCUCUGGGAUCUGGCCCCCGCAAUUGGCUGGGAAUGAGUUAUAUUGCAAGUUUGAAACUUGGUUAAAGUUCACUGGUCAGAACUGUUCAAUCAGUCCAAAUGAGAUAAUAAUAAGCGAAAAUAAUCCUAUACAUGAUAUCGAUUUGCUAGUUUUGGAAGACGGUAAUUGUAUUGAUAAUCGUCCGAUUAUUACAAUUGUAGGAUCUUGUUCGACGGAUAAAGCAAAUGAUACAAUUUAUAUAAAACAAAAGAAUACUUUAUUUAGUAGAGAAAUUAUUGAUACAACAGUCGGACCUAGUUGUCAAGAUCCCAGGGUUGUUCAAAGAAUAAGGGGUUCAAACGAAAGAGACGACGUUAUUGAAGAAGAUAUUUGUUAUAAUUUUUACGGUCUUGGUGGGGAGAUUUACGAAAUAUUAUCAGAUAAACUGCUAAAGGACGAACAAGGCAUAAUUAAGAUAUCUGUUGAUCAGUUAAGUAUAUUUGGUGUUAAAAAUCUGCAAUGGGGUGGGGAAUGGGAAUUGAAAAUUAGGAAAGGUAUCCAUUAUUCAAUAAAAAUGGAUAAGAAUCUAUAUAUUAAGAUGAAUAAAGGUGAAAGGAUACUGUCCAUUCAGAUUAGAAUAAUUCAUCAGAAUGCUUGGAACGAUUAUCUUGAUAUUGUUAUAGAAAAUACAGGAAUGAAUCGAAAAACAUUCGAUGAAUUUCACCAAGGAAUUCUGGGAAGUGUUUGGAACAAAUCGUAUAAGUUUAUUAAGAAAACAGAAUCAAUUUUUGAGAUAGCUAACUUUCCAAAUUCCCUUGAUGAAGAAGUAAAAUAUAAUUUUCAACUGAAAUACACUCUAGCUGUAGAUGACACGCAUACUUACCAAUGUCAGUUAUCUGGAGAAUCAUCUUUCCCUGGCCAACAAGUUAUUGUUACACCUGGGAUAUUUGAACUUUUUCCCAAUCAAGUAACUGUUGACAUUUCCAUUCAAGUUUUGGAAGAUUCAAAUUGUCAUCAAGGAGAUACUUUUACUUUGAACAUUGCAUGUAAAGUUAUUGCUAAAAAUGAUCCUUUUGAUGAAGUGUUCAUUCCUUUCAAGUUUCAUGCCGAUAUUCAUGAUACAACAACUGGAAAGAUGUGUCAAGAUCCUCAUAUUAUUCAAAAUAUUGCUGGUGUAGAUGAAAAUAAUCAGAAAGUGAAAGCUAAGCUUUGCUAUGAUAUUAUGGGAAAAGCUGGUGAAAUUAUGGAAUUUAUCGGUGAUGAGAAAUUGGGGGUGACUGUUCAUUUCCAGCUUCGUGACGAUUUCUACAUUAGUAAAGUGUUCGUUAAAAGCAUUUUGGGAAUGUUAACUAUUUCUACUGGUCAUAUUGAAGGGUUAAGAGAAUCAAAAAUGAAUUGGGGAAUUGAAAAGGAAGUUACUCUAAAUAAACGACAAUUUGUUCAAAGAAUAUCCGUGUUGAAGAAUAGCAUUUCUAUUGAAUCUAAAACUGCUGAAGCAAUUCUUUCUAUUAGAGUUACAAGAGUUCCUGUUGACUAUAAACAAGGCUUCUUGAACAUUGAGAUAGAAGAUAUUGGCAGCAACACGAACUUAUUGAGCAAACAGCACACAGGAAUUUUGGGCUAUAUUGGCAAUAAAGAAUAUAUUUUUGUUGACCCUAUCCAAAGAGAUGCAAAGACUUGUACUUUGGUUGUUAACAAUAGACUUGUAAAGGCCUACAAAGAAGCUAAACGUUCCUGCUACUCUGUUAAGCUUGAAGAUAUUCUGUAUCCAAGAACUACAAGCCAAUUUAAAACCUUAUAG